Molecule: messenger RNA, 2803 nt
Organism: Cuscuta campestris
Lineage: Eukaryota; Viridiplantae; Streptophyta; Magnoliopsida; Solanales; Convolvulaceae
Source: the annotation of a GenBank genome assembly
GAAUAGUCAUGGUUUAAGUGAUGGCACUGCAGGGUCGAUUUCUGUUUUUGAUCAUCUUCCCAGGGAAAUGUGUUGCACAGAAAAGAAUAAUUGCUCUGCAUAAGCUAAGACGUUUGAUGGAGGGGUACUCUGGCCCAUCGGUCGACACUCCACACUCUAGCCUUCUUCGCCCAUGAUAAGUCAGAUAGGAGUAACGAGAGUGGGAAAGAGGAGUCAACUUCUUCCAUCUUUCAUAUGGGCGUGCACAAGAGCAUCAAAAUCUUCAACGAUGUCAAAGAGGCUAUUGGUACUGAUAUAUAACAAAGCCAUAUAAUGCUUUUAAGAUUGCACACCACCCUAUGCCAUGAAGAUGUAAAGCUAGACUGCUAAAUGAAGGAUCAAUAGAUCUGAAAUCGGAUUCACAUCUCUUUACACAUGUUCUUGACGAAACAAUAGCAACUGCAGCAGGAAAAAAUCCAGCCCAAAUGUUGUAUCAAUCGUCAAGCCAUGAUCUCUCAAUUACUCGGAUAAGGUAGGCACCACGUUCUGCCCACACAUACGCUUUCAAGUCUCAACCGUGCGUGAUUUUUUUUCACCCUCAAUCACGCCAUGAGCCUUGGACGAAUCCUUAGAGCCGGAAGGGAGACGACGGUGAUAGAGGGGAUAGCGAGGGCAGAUGCAUCGUAAUCAGGAGUGCUGCUGAAUACAAUCGUCGCCGGCGACCUUGAAUAAUAUUUGCUCGGGAAAUUGACCCCCUCAGGUAUGUUUUUAUCAUCCACUCACUUUUCUUUCACAUCCCAUCUUCUUUAACAGAAACUCUAGCGCUUCUUUAGAUCUCUCCUCGAAUCAAUCUAUAGCUUUCAUAUUCAUGUGCUCCCCUCUCCGACCCAAUUGAAAAACUUUGAUUUGGGGGAUAUCUUAGGAUUUUACCCCUAGGUCCAGAUGAAGAUGGCAUGGUCUAUGGCUUUUGAGUGAUAAUUUUUCAGGACGGGCAAUUUGGAUGGGAUUCGGGUAGAAACUGGGAGCCAUGGAUGGGAUGAUUUUGGCCUACCUCUUGGAUGACGGUGACUCUGGCUGUGAACUUGAUGGCUUACCUUUGCUGCAUUAUUUUGGCUUACCUAUUGGAUGACAGGCAAAACUAAAUAUGAAUUGUCAAGCUUCUGAUAAGUCCAAAUCUCAACAGAAUAAAAAUGAAGACUGUUGGUGAAAAAAUGAACAUAGGCGGCUCACUUUGUUGCUCACAUGUUGGCAUGUUGCGAUGAUAAAUCUUUUGUAAUUGCCCAAAAGAAUAACUUCUUUGUGAUAAUUGAUAAAACACAAGGGUAAUCAUGUUGGUGUUUGGCAUGCAAGAUAUAUCAACAAGAAUGGAAGAUCUUGAAUUGCAAUGAUCAAAACCGUCUUUUUUAUCACACUUCAAAUGUUUAUUAAAAAAAAAUUCAAAUUUUGUAACUUUUGUUCAAUUUAAUUUUUGUAAUGUAAUAUUCAUAUGAGAAAAAAUGGAGCGCUGGCGCCGGCGGCCGAUCCCGUUUCACCGCCUCUCUCCGCCUCUCUCAAUGGAGAUUCCGUUUCUUGGAGAUUCCGCCUCUCUCAAUGGAGAUUCCGUUUCUUGGAGCGCUGGCGCCGACGGCCGAUUCCGCUUAAUAGAAGCAGCUGCGGACUGCCCAGAGCGCCGGCGGCCGAUCUGCUCAGAGCGCUGGCGCCGGCGGCCGAUCCUUCACCAUCGCGUGGUGGAACUGCCCGAUCUGGUCCCGGAAAAUCACUCCGAUGGAGGAUUGCUUCGAAUCCAGCGAUGUGGUGGUCGACGCCAGAACAGUAGAUCCGCCACGCUGUGGCGGUGGCCGGAGUUGUCGAAGGUUGACGCGCCGAUCUUGGUGCCAAGAACGUGGUGCAGAGUUUAUGGGCUUUUCUUCCCUACAAACUUCAAACUGGAUUACAUGGGAGAUGGAAAUAGAGCUCAAAUAUAUCACGAAAGACAGAGAUUACAAUUCUGCCUCCUACACACCCUCAAUAAUCUCUUUCAGGAGAAAGAUGCAUUUACCAGAGCUGAUCUGAACUCCAUUUCCGAAAGGCUGGGCCUUGAUGAUCCAAACAAGGGCAGUUGGUCCCCAAUCUCUGCCAUCUUCAAGUCUCACCACAACGCGAUCACAGGAAAUUAUGACAUAAAUGUUUUAGUUGCAGCACUUGAAGGGAAAGGGAAGAGUGUGGUUUGGCAUGACCGGCGAGUUGGGGCUGGUGCAAUUGACCUCGACGGUGAAAUGAUGGGUAUUAUAGUAAAUUUACCAGUCCGAAGGUUCGCUGGCCUAUGGAGAAGCAGGCAUUGGGUUGCGUUGAAAAGGAUCGAUGGGGUUUGGUACAAUUUGGACAGUGAUUUUUCUGCCCCUUGUGCCUUUAGGGACACAGAAGAGCUUAGGGAGUAUUUGGAUGGCAUAAUUUCUUCUGGUGCAGAAAUUUUACUGGUUACUUGAUGAGUGUGUGAAUCUUUUGUGCUUAGCACGGAACAAAACAUAACGGAAGCGUAUAAAAUCUUUUCCCCAAAUUAAUGAGAUGAACAACAAAGCACAAUAUACUCCAAAAAUCAGCACCACCACCACAAAUAGAUAGCAACGGAAAUAAGAUAAAGAACACACGAUUUACGUGGAAACCCCAAAUCGGGGAGAAAACCACGGCCGCUCAACAACGGCACCCAAACUUCCACUAAUCACCAAGAACCAAGUGGGUACAACAAGUUCUCCUCUCUAGUAAACACUAGAGGCAUACACAAUCAUCAAGGAGCAACCUUGGAACAACAACAAUCAACAAUUCAACAUAAAAUGGAGUAAAAACU